AUGACAUUUCAGCGCUUCAUCCGUUUCAUUGAUGAAGAUAAUGUCGUUCGUUACGGUAAUCUGAAGAGUGAAAUGACCGCUUCCGAUAUCCUUGGGCAGCGGGUGCAGGUCCUCGAGGGGCAUGCACUGAGUGGCUUUCUGCAGUCUAAAGAGAUGAGAACCGUGAAGACUUUUCAAGUCCCAAGCCUUCCUGUCAUUUUCACCAAGCCAUCGGAUUCGAUAGCGGGUCCACUUGAAUCCAUCCCAGUUCACCCUGAAGCUCAGUCUGAGCUUGACUACGAAGGAGAGCUGUGUUUCGUGAUUAGCAAGGAUUGCAAAGAUAUCCCCGAGUCCGAGGCCCUGCAGUACGUCCUAGGAUACAUGGUUGGUAACGAUCUAUCUGCAAGAAACUAUAUCCCACACGAGGUUUCCGGAUUCCAGAUGAGCUACGGAAAGUCCUUCGAUAAAUUUGCCCCUCUUGGACCCUAUAUCGCAUCCCCAGAAGUUGUUGGUAAUCCUCACAACCUUCGUUUGACUACAAAGGUCAACGGGCAAGUGAGACAGGAUGCAAACACCUCGGACAUGAUUUGGAACGUUCCUAGCGUGAUCGCUCAAUUGACCAAAGGGCGUACCCUUAGGGCUGGGACAGUAGUUAUGAUGGGCACACCCUCUGGAGUGGGCUGGUUCAUGAAGCCUCAAGGGUAUGUCAAAUCAGGGCAUGUCAUGGAAGUGUCCAUUGAGAAGCUCGGAGCCAUUACAAACAAGGUAGUCUUUUGUUAG
Molecule: messenger RNA, 759 nt
Organism: Penicillium brevicompactum
Lineage: Eukaryota; Fungi; Ascomycota; Eurotiomycetes; Eurotiales; Aspergillaceae
Product: fumarylacetoacetate hydrolase family protein
Exons: 2
Coding region: 1-759 (252 amino acids)
Molecular function (GO): catalytic activity
Source: RefSeq, a predicted model, not a curated record